This is a messenger RNA of Fulvia fulva, 1149 nucleotides long. RefSeq names its product Dimethyladenosine transferase. Gene Ontology annotation, molecular function: rRNA (adenine-N6,N6-)-dimethyltransferase activity. Gene Ontology annotation, biological process: rRNA methylation. The coding region runs from base 1 to 1149 and encodes 382 amino acids. The transcript has a single exon. NCBI's taxonomy places the organism in Eukaryota, Fungi, Ascomycota, Dothideomycetes, Mycosphaerellales, Mycosphaerellaceae. The record is from RefSeq and is a predicted model, not a curated record. Gene Ontology annotation, cellular component: mitochondrial matrix.
AUGCCGAAAACUCCUCGUCCCACCAGCAGCCAUGGUGGCAUCACCAAAUCUGACCCCUAUGCCGGCGCCUCCGCCCGCAAACAGAAAGCCUCCGCCUCCAAGAACGCAAUCUUCAAAAUGAACACGGACAUCGGCCAACACAUCCUCAAAAACCCGGGCGUCGCCCAAGCGAUCGUCGACAAAGCCGACGUCAAACAAUCCGAUAUCGUCCUCGAAGUUGGUCCCGGUACCGGAAACUUGACGACGCGAAUACUGGAGAAGGCGAAAAGAGUUAUCGCAGUUGAACAAGAUCCCCGAAUGGCGGCUGAAUUGACGAAGCGCUUCCAGGGCACAUCUGCAGCGAAGAGGCUGGAGUUGAUUCUCGGGGAUGUGAUCAAGAUGGAGCAACUACCAUAUUUCGACGUCUGCAUCAGCAACACGCCCUACCAAAUCUCCUCGCCCCUCACGUUCAAGCUCCUCGCCACGACCCCCGGACCGCGGAGUUGCGUACUGAUGUUUCAGCGCGAGUUUGCGAUGAGGUUAUUUGCGAAGCCCGGGGAGAAGCUGUAUUCGCGUCUGAGUGUGAACUGCCAGAUGUGGGCGAAGGUGGACCACGUUAUGAAAGUGGGGAGGAACAAUUUCAACCCGCCGCCGCAGGUGGAGUCGAAUGUUGUGAGGAUCUCGCCGAAGAAUCCGAGGCCGAGUAUUAGCUAUGAUGAGUGGGAUGGCUUGUUGCGGAUUUGCUUUGUGAGGAAGAAUCGAGUGUUGCGGAGCGGGUUUUUGGGGACGAAUAGUGUUAUGGCUAUGCUGGAGAGUAAUUACCGCACGUACUGCGCGCAGAACGAUACACCGCUCGACGAUGGUCCCGCCGAUGGCGUUGACGAAGAUAUGGAGGUUGACGAUGGUCCGGAGGAGGAGAUUAUGGACAUUGACGAUGGGGAGGAUUUGCCGGAUUUCUUCAAAGAGGAGGCGGAUAAGAAAGCGAGGAAGAUGAUGGAUAAUCCCAACAGGAAGAGGAAGGGGAAGGUUGCGGAGUUGGUGAGGAGUAAGGUCAAGAAGGUGUUGGAGGUGGAUACGGAGCUUGCGGAGAAGAGAGCGAGGCUCUGUGAUGAGGGAGAUUUCCUGAAGCUGUUGUGGGCAUUCAAUCAGGAGGGCAUACAUUUUGCUUGA